AUGCUAACUUCUGAUAAAAUCCUGGGGAUAGUAUACCUGCUACCAACUGUAGCUGGAUUCCUGGGAAACUGUAUCCUCCUCUUUCUAAACAGCUUUAAUGUCCUCAUUGCCCAGAAGACAAUAUCUAAAAACCUAAUUAUCAUCCACUUGGCCUUUUCCAAUGCCAUGGUGCUUCUCUUUAGAGGAAUACCUACUACAACAAGGCUUUGGAGGGUGAAAUGUCUCCUGGAUGAGGCUGGGAUUAGAAUCAUAACAUUCAUGCAGGCACUAACCCGGAGCCUCUCCUUGUGUAGCACCUGCCUCUUGAGUGUCUUCCAGGCUGUCACUAUUAGUCCCAAAAACUCUAUAUGGGCACAGCUCAAAAUGAGAACACCAAAGUCCAUCAUUACAUGCAUUCUUCUUUGCUGGAUCUUCAAUCUACUAUUAGUUGUGAUUCUACUUCAAUACUAUGAGAGUCCAAAGAACAGAACAGGUAAUAAAUAUGGUUGCAACACUGGGUAUAGAUCUGUAGAUUUCAAUAAUAAGAAUCAUGUUAAACUUUUAAUUAUAAUAUGUGUUUAUGAUGUUUGGUUUGUGUGUCUCAUGACAUUUUCUAGUGCCCAUAUGGUCUCAAUCCUAUAUAGACACAAGAAGCAUGUAAAUUAUAUUCAUAGUAAUAGCCUGUCCACAAAAAUAUCCCCGGAAACCAGAGCCACCCAAGCUAUCUUGCUUCUAGUGGGCAUCUAUGUUUUGUUUAACAUAUUCAGUCCCAUUUUUGUUCUGUGUAUGUUCUAUUUUAAAUACACAAAAACUUGGGUGAUACAUACCUCAGCCUUUCUGUCUCUGUGGUAUCCUGCAGUCAGCCCAUUUGUUCUGAUCAGCACUGAUAACCAGAUCCCCAGGAACCAUGCUCAUUGA
Messenger RNA from Trichosurus vulpecula (common brushtail), 897 nucleotides. RefSeq names its product vomeronasal type-1 receptor 3-like. The transcript has a single exon. Gene Ontology annotation, cellular component: membrane. The record is from RefSeq and is a predicted model, not a curated record. Gene Ontology annotation, biological process: G protein-coupled receptor signaling pathway. Gene Ontology annotation, molecular function: pheromone receptor activity. The coding region runs from base 1 to 897 and encodes 298 amino acids. Lineage: Eukaryota; Metazoa; Chordata; Mammalia; Diprotodontia; Phalangeridae.